Messenger RNA from Pangasianodon hypophthalmus (striped catfish), 947 nucleotides. RefSeq names its product pleckstrin homology-like domain, family A, member 2 (gene phlda2). Gene Ontology annotation, molecular function: phosphatidylinositol phosphate binding. The transcript has 2 exons. The coding region runs from base 143 to 562 and encodes 139 amino acids. The record is from RefSeq and is a predicted model, not a curated record. Lineage: Eukaryota; Metazoa; Chordata; Actinopteri; Siluriformes; Pangasiidae. Gene Ontology annotation, biological process: positive regulation of apoptotic process.
GUCCCAUUCAUUCUCAGUCCCAGCCACAGCAAGGCGAAGAAGAAGCUCUGAGACACAACAAAGACAGGAGCCUUUCAUUUUCACCUCCAUCUUAACAGCUUUCAGGAUACAAACCCCGCUUUGCGCCUUUCCUCCUCAAAACAUGAAAAUGACUCCGGCAGAGAGCUCCAAGGUGCUGAAGGAGGGCGAGCUGGAGAAGAGGAGCGACAACCUGCUCCAGUUCUGGAAGAGGAAGACGUGCGUCCUCACCACGGACAGCCUGAACAUUUACGCCGACACGCAGAAGAAAAGCAGAAGCAAAGAGCUCAAGCUGCAGUGCAUUAAGAAAGUGGACUGCGUGGAGCGCACCGGCAAGUUCGUCUACUUCACCAUCGUCACCACGGACAAUAAGGAGAUCGACUUCCGGUGCUCAGGCGAGGAUAACUGCUGGAACGCGGUGAUCACCAUGGCGCUGAUUGAUUUCCAGAACAGGAGAGCCAUCCAGGACUUUAAAACGAGACAGGACGCCGAAAGCUCCACUUCGGGACAGGAGGAGUCUUUACGCAUGGCCCGGGCGCCGUGAUACACACAUUCAGCACACACACACACACUCCGGAGAUGUAGAAAGAUAGAUGGAGAAGAAAGCUUGGACCAAAGCGGAGAUAUUUGCACCAUGUCUGAGAAGAAGAGACGCCAGAAGAGAGGUGCAAUAUCUAAGCUGGAGCUCUUCAGAAACUCUGAAAUAAUUUCAGCAGGCCAAACAGACACUCAAGACUGAAUUCUCAAACUUUCAAAGUCAAGUUCGUCAAUACGAGGGAUCCUAAUGCUCCCUGGAUUUCACUUGUAAAUUUGCCUAUUUAUUUGCUACAAGGAAUGUAGUAUGCAUAAAAGAUGUUUGUCUGUCUUUAAGUUAUUUACAUGUCCUGUUAUUAAUGUUAAUUUAAAUAAAUUUUCAUAAAAAUACAGCA